AUGGCGCGUCGGGCACCGGGCGCCCGUGGACGGGGGGCAGCAGCGGGUAGCUGGCUGACCGCAUGUUUUUUCCCAUCAUCCUCAGGACGGGAGAACAGGGAGGUCAUGCUGCCGGAGGACUGCAUGAACGUGUUUGUGGUGACAGCCAACUACAACAGACAGGAGAAAACGGAGAUCAGCCUGAAGGCAGGUCAACGAGUGGAGGUUAUUGAGAAGAAUGAGAGUGGCUGGUGGUUUGUGAGCACAGCAGAGGAGCAGGGAUGGGUUCCAGCCACGUAUCUGAUCUCUCCCUGUGGCACGCGAGAGAGCCUUAAAGCAUCCGGCUGUGGAGAGGAAGGGUGGUAUGAGGCGGUUCAGUCAUACUCCGGUACUGGUCAGGAUGAGAUCAGCUUUGAGAGUGGGGUAAUGGUCGAGGUCAUCCAGAAGAAUCUAGAGGGCUGGUGGUUUGUACGAUACCAAGGAAAAGAAGGAUGGGCUCCAGCCUCCUAUUUGAGGAAGGUAGAGAAAGAUGUUUGUGGAAGUGAACAGGCUGUUGCUGUGGAGACAGGUACACAGCCUAUGCUGGGCCAGGUGGAGAUCAUAGGGAACCUAAUGGAAAUCAGUAACCUGUUGAAUAAGAAGCCUGGGAAUGACAGACACACGCACUCUGACACGCUGCCACGUGCCACUGAAACCACCACCCAAGAGGACACAGAAACAGAGUUCAACUCAGAUGGCGAAUUCAACACCGAUGAAUGCAUUAACAACACAGACCCUGACAGAGACUCUUACACAAAUGCAAGCACUAACCAUACAACAGACACUAAUGGUAGCAGAGGCUCUAAUGCUGGCUCAGAUGCUGCUUCAGACUCAGGGAGGAGUGCAUGGUCUGUCACCGGCUCCAUCGCGUCAAGGGGGAAAACCUUACCUGCCUCUCCAGCUGUUGCCCGCGUUGCACCACAGAGAUACCACAGUGUGGAGAGUGGUAUCCCUACCCUUCGACAGAAGCCACCUCCACGUCGAGAGAACAGUCUGGGCUUCCAGCUGCCUCAGCCUCCAGAGCCCCCUAGUGUUGAGGCAGAGUACUACACCAUAGCAGAGUUCCACUCGUGCCUAUCAGAUGGCAUCAGUUUCAGUGGAGGACAGAAAGCUGAUGUGAUAGAGAAGAACUCAGGAGGAUGGUGGUAUGUCCAGAUUGGGGAAAAGGAGGGAUGGGCUCCUUGCUCAUACAUUGACAAGAGGAAAAAACCCACCCUGAAUCGACGAACUAGCACCCUUACACGUCCCAAAGUCCCUCCCCCUGCGCCACCAGUCAAAAAGCAAGAUUCAAAAGAGAGGGUUCGGCCCUCCAGCCUGGGAACAGAGGUUGCAGGAACUUACAGCCGACCUGUCUACGAGGAACCUGAGUAUGACGUUCCAUCUGUGGGCCUGGACUUGGACUGUGAGCUGGAGUUUCUGCCUGGAGACUCGUCAUCCAAAGCUUCACCCAGUUCCUCUCUCUAUAGUGCCUCCUUCACCACGGGAGAAGAGGAAGAGAGAUGGGGAGAUGAGGAAGAGGAGUGUAUUUACAUGAAUGAUGGGUUCAGGCCUGUUACUGAAAACCCAGAGUCUAGUGGAGACUCUGAUACACCCAAGACAGCAAACUCCACUAGACCUGGUGCAAACAGGUCUCAAAGUGAAUCUGAAGCUCCUAUCUCUGAGCCCAACCCCCAGGGGAAACCCAAACAGUACAGACCCAAACAUGCUGAGGGAGCCUGCUCAAAACCCAAACCUUCAGUGCGGCCCAAACCAGCCCUGACUAGAAGCUGCAGCACCGAACCGGAUUUCACUUCCCUCAGGAGACAGCUGAAGCCCACAGCACAGCAGCACCGCAGUGGCCCCAGGGUCUCCAGAGAGGAAGACUCAGAAACUGCUUCCAUCAUUUCAUCAGAGGACUCAUUGGGCUCCCGCAGUACCUCCACGGACCUCUCUAGCACCUCCAAGAGCAGUCGUGGCGAGACCACAGAAGCUCAGAGUAACCUCUAUCGCACCACAGCUGCCUAUCAGCGUGGGGAGUCCUCUGAGAUUAGUUUUCCUGCCAAUGUAGAGGUAGAGGUUCUAGAGAAACAGGAGAGUGGUUGGUGGUUCAUCCGUUGGGGGCUGGAGGAGGGCUGGGCACCCACAUACUACCUGCAGCCGAUCAAACAGCCCGAACCCGAGCACCCCAGACAGCGUGAUCCAGAGGCCAAUGGACAACCAUGUGAUGUCGCUGGCUCUGACUGGAACAACCACACUACUCAGGGCCAUGUGAGUAAAUCCAGUAGCCUGGAGAAGAAUGAACAGCGGGUUCAGACUCUGAAUAACAUUAACCAGAACCCGGAAGGUGCCAAAAGCCCUGCAGCCCACAACAAACCUCCAGAUCAACUGCAGUCAAAGAAUGCGGUGAAGCAGCUGGCUGUCAAACCACAGGCUGUCCUUACUUCUUCGCACAGUUAUACGGACACAGCUAACAGCACUGACUCACUGAGGAGGAAUGACUUACAGACUGCCAGGGAUGGCUUGUCUGGGAGCCUCAGACAUGCCUCAAACCACACUCAGACCAGCUCCACCAACACCAGCAAUACAGAGGGCUUGAGACGCACGGUCCCGGUCUCCAUGGUGAAACCUAAACCCCACCUCAUUCAUAAUAAUCUCCGGGAUGAGUAUGUUUCCAUAGCGGAUUACUGCGGCGAUGAAGAGACAAUGGGCUUCCCAGCGGGCACCAGACUGGAGGUUCUGGAGCGGAAUCCCAACGGGUGGUGGUACUGCCGGGUUCUGGAUGGCGGAAAGACUCGGAAAGGCUGGGUACCCUCCAAUUUCCUGGAGAGGAGGAGUUAA
Messenger RNA from Chanos chanos (milkfish), 2835 nucleotides. It is a transcript of the gene sh3pxd2ab, whose product is annotated as SH3 and PX domains 2Ab. The coding region runs from base 1 to 2835 and encodes 944 amino acids. Gene Ontology annotation, molecular function: protein binding. Lineage: Eukaryota; Metazoa; Chordata; Actinopteri; Gonorynchiformes; Chanidae. The record is from RefSeq and is a predicted model, not a curated record. The transcript is spliced from 8 exons. Gene Ontology annotation, cellular component: cytoplasm.